Messenger RNA from Pseudovirgaria hyperparasitica, 808 nucleotides. Its product is annotated as flavo protein. Gene Ontology annotation, cellular component: phosphopantothenoylcysteine decarboxylase complex. The transcript has 2 exons. Gene Ontology annotation, molecular function: phosphopantothenoylcysteine decarboxylase activity; FMN binding. Lineage: Eukaryota; Fungi; Ascomycota; Dothideomycetes; Acrospermales; Acrospermaceae. Bases 122 to 808 code for a protein of 228 amino acids. The record is from RefSeq and is a predicted model, not a curated record. Gene Ontology annotation, biological process: coenzyme A biosynthetic process.
GGUCCAGCUCCGAGUUUGCAUUAUCAACGCACCGCCUCUGCAUCCUCCCUAAUGUAUAUUCAUGGGAUUAUGCACCAUCUGAAUGUCCCUCUGUGAUCCAUGCGAUCAUCGCCGAUAGCUAAUGAACAUGUCCUCGAACUCACCGCAAGUUAGGCCUGCCAACAAACCCCUCGUCCUUGACGACCAACGACAGCAUCUCCUGCUAUGCGCAUCCGGCUCUGUGGCAACAAUAAAGAUACCAUUGAUGAUCAAAGCACUCUCGGGCUAUCCCUACCUGUCUAUUCGCCUCAUUCUUACUACAUCCGCGGCAGCGUUUCUCGCUGGCCAAGCCGAAGAGCAGCCCUCUCUGUCUGCGAUCGCUGAGCUUCCUAAUGUCGAGGCAAUAUAUUUGGAUGAGGACGAAUGGGCGAAGCCAUGGGUACGAGGCGAUAAGAUCCUACACAUAGAGCUCCGACGGUGGGCAGACAUCAUGGUUGUUGCACCGCUCAGUGCGAAUUCUCUAGCAAAGGUAGCGGGAGGUAUAUGCGACAAUCUGCUCCUGUCAACGUUCAGAGCGUGGGAUACUACAGGGCUGAAAAUUAUAAUCGUAGCCCCAGCAAUGAACACUGCUAUGUGGCUUCAUCCAAUCACGCAGAAGCAUGUCAAGCUCCUUCAAGAGGAAUGGAGUAUCGAACAAGGCGGCUGGAUCGAGUUGCUUAAACCAGUCGAGAAGGAGAUUGCUUGCGGUGAUGUGGGCAUUGGUGGUAUGAGAGAAUGGAGGGAAAUCGUUGAAGUCAUAGAGAGUCGCAUGAGACUAAAGAACGCAUGA